AUGGUCUUCAAAAUAGAUCAAGCCGCUCUUCUACUUCGGGGGUUCUCGGCUUUUAGGAACGCAGGCUACAUUCUCAUUUGUCUGUUGAGUAUUGUACUCUUGCACGUCAUAUACGUGUGGUUUUUCUCUCCGCUUUGUCACAUCCCUGGACCAUUUCUCGCAAGGUUUACGCGGCUAUGGGAGUUCUGGAUGAUCGCCAAGGGAGACUCCCAUCAGAGGUGGGUUGAGCUGCAUGAGAAAUAUGGUCCUGUCGUCCGGAUUGCUCCCAACCUGUAUAGCUUUAGUGAGGUCGAGGAUAUGAAAGCGAUAUACUCACCAGGAAACAAACUACCUAAAACGACCUAUUACAAUACCGCAGGCGACCCAGAACGCAGAAACAUCUUCUCCAUGACCAAUGCUGACGAUCAUGCGCUUCGUAAGAGGAAGAUCUCGAACCUUUAUACAAUGACUAGCAUGAUCAACUACGAACCUGCGGUGGAUAAGAUGAAUGCUGUUCUGAUGGAGAAAUUCCGACAGUUCUGGCGGGAGAAUCGUACGGUCAUGAUUCCUCAAUUUGUUCAGUACUAUGCAUUUGAUGUGAUCGGUCAGAUUACGGUUGAUGAGAGCUUCGGUAUGAUGCAGAAGGAAGGCGACGCCGAAAACAUGCUAGAGACAGUCAAGAAGGCGACCUUGUAUCAAAACCUAGGAGGCAUUUUCCCAGAGUUUCACCCCUACUUUGUCAAGGUCAACAACCUUUUUCGAGUGCCUCAUGCUGGCGUUGUACUAGAGAGGGUUAGUCGCCGACAUCUUGAGCAUCACAAAACCCACCCCGUGGUAAACAACGACAAAAUUACUCAUGCUCAGCCUUUUGUGACAAAGUUGUUGAAAAUGGAGUCUGAGGGUAAAGUCGAUAUGCUAGAUAUGAUUGAUGGAAUAGGUGCAAACAUCGUGGCUGGAUCAGAUACAACUGCGAUUACGCUUUCAGCCGCUCUGUACUACCUGUAUCGGAUUCCUAAUGUCCUCUCGAAGCUUCGAAAAGAGAUUGGCGAUCUUGCUGCGGAUGGUCGGAUUUCAGACCCGGUCACUUUCAGCGAAGCACAAAACAUGCCCUAUCUGCAGGCUGUCAUUAUGGAGGCUUUGAGAAUCCAUCCAGCAGUUGGAUAUCUACUUCCCAGGAGGGUCAACAAAGAAGGUUUGCUCUUGGCGGGAACAUAUUUCCCUGAAGGCACUGAAGUUGGUGUUAACGCAUGGGCAUUGCACCAUAAUCCGCGCUUCUGUGGUCCAGAUUACCAAGAAUUCAAGCCAGAGCGCUGGUUCAACCAGGAGUAUCAAAGGAACCUACACCUUGCGAGCUCGUUCGCGUUCGGCGCCGGGUCGCGACUGUGCCUAGGCAAAAACGUCAGUCUCCUCGAGUUAACCAAGGUGAUACCACAAAUUGUCAGACAUUUCGACUUGGAAUUUGAAAAUCCAAAUGAAGGAUGGAAAUUGCUCACCACAUGGUUUGUAUGGCAAGACUAUAGAUGCUGGAUUAAGCCCAGAGUCGAGGCCCAAGCAUGA
Exophiala bonariae is the source of this 1536-nucleotide messenger RNA. RefSeq lists its product as uncharacterized. Bases 1 to 1536 code for a protein of 511 amino acids. The transcript is spliced from 5 exons. Gene Ontology annotation, molecular function: oxidoreductase activity, acting on paired donors, with incorporation or reduction of molecular oxygen; iron ion binding; monooxygenase activity. NCBI's taxonomy places the organism in Eukaryota, Fungi, Ascomycota, Eurotiomycetes, Chaetothyriales, Herpotrichiellaceae. The record is from RefSeq and is a predicted model, not a curated record.